Molecule: messenger RNA, 1422 nt
Organism: Cyclopterus lumpus (lumpfish)
Lineage: Eukaryota; Metazoa; Chordata; Actinopteri; Perciformes; Cyclopteridae
Gene: serpinf2a
Product: serpin peptidase inhibitor, clade F (alpha-2 antiplasmin, pigment epithelium derived factor), member 2a
Exons: 8
Coding region: 1-1422 (473 amino acids)
Biological process (GO): negative regulation of endopeptidase activity
Molecular function (GO): serine-type endopeptidase inhibitor activity
Source: RefSeq, a predicted model, not a curated record
AUGAAGCUGUGUCUUCUUCUUCUCUUGCUUGGUCUCUGCUGUCUGGGACUGACUGAUGAGCUCGCUCCAGCUCCCGAUGUCUCCAGUCUUGUAGCUGAAGAGGAGGAGGUGGAUGAGGAGCUUCCUGGCUGUGGAGGAGGGCGGGUGUUCAGCCCCGAGGACCACAGGGCGAUAGGGGGCGCCGUAGAGCGACUGGGUCUACGGCUCCUGGAGAAGCUUCUUAUUGGUCCCCAGCAGCCAAACGUCGUCCUGUCGCCUCUCAGCGUGGCCUUGGCCCUCGCUCAGCUCACCUUGGGGGCUCGCAAUGAGACGGAGAAGCUGCUGCUGGAGAGCAUUCACGCUCUCAACCUGCCAUGUUACCAUCACAUACUGGGAGGCCUUCUAUCCCAGUUCAGCAACACAUCGCUGGAAGUGGCAACACGCAUGUACCUGAGGCCAGGAUUUGAAGUGAAGUUGUCUUUCGUUGAGGACUCUUUGGCCAGGUACAAAUCAGCCCCGGCCCCUCUGGUCUCUGUGGAGGAGGUCAACCAAUGGGUGGAGAACGCCACCAAUGGUCACAUCCCCAACUUCCUGGAAAGUAUUCCACAUGGCGUGGUGCUCAUGCUCAUGAAUGCUGUGCACUUCAAAGGUGAAUGGCAGACACGAUUUGACCCCCUGGUGACCUCUAAGGGAGUCUUCUACCUGGACAACCAGAACUCUGUCUCGGUGGACAUGAUGAAGUCUGCUCAGUACCCUCUCCGCCUGCUGGACGAUCCAGAACUGGAAGCUCAGGUUGCCAGUUUUCCUUUCAAGGGAAACACGAGCUUCCUCAUCGUCAUGCCCUUGUCCGGCAGAGGAAACGUCUCAUACCUGCUUCCCAAACUGAACAUCUCGGACCUUUACAGACGCUUACCUCAAGAGAAAACAAUGCAGGUCAACCUACCCAAGGUGAAGCUGCAGUACCGCCAAGAGCUCCAGGAGGCGCUGACCAGCAUGGGCCUCGGAUCUCUGUUUUUAGGUCCGGACCUUUCUGGAAUCUCCGAUCGGCCACUGAGGGUGACGGGUGUCCGCCACGCCAGCGCCGUAGAACUGAGCGAGGAAGGCGUGGAGGCGUCCGCCACCACGGUCGUGACCUCCAUGCGUUCCGUCUCCCAAUUCUCCGUCAACUCCCCCUUCCUCUUCGCCCUCGUCGACGACGCCUCCCUGGCGCCGCUCUUCAUGGGCGUGGUCACUAACCCCGCCCCUGACCGCGACCUCAUGCUCAACGACGACCCCGGUCGCAACGGCACCAUGAGCGACCAGCCUCUGGCGGACGACAUCGGGAAAAGAGACAAAGACAGCGACACAGAGCCGGGCGGCGCCCCCGCUGGUGGGAGGCAGCAGCUACAGAGUGAGGACGGACCGGACGGGAAGACGGAGAAGACAACGUCCUCCCAACCAUGA